Colias croceus (clouded yellow) is the source of this 7449-nucleotide messenger RNA. RefSeq names its product acetyl-CoA carboxylase (gene ACC). Gene Ontology annotation, molecular function: acetyl-CoA carboxylase activity; ATP binding; metal ion binding. The transcript is spliced from 52 exons. Bases 274 to 7422 code for a protein of 2382 amino acids. NCBI's taxonomy places the organism in Eukaryota, Metazoa, Arthropoda, Insecta, Lepidoptera, Pieridae. Gene Ontology annotation, biological process: fatty acid biosynthetic process. The record is from RefSeq and is a predicted model, not a curated record.
CGCGUGAAUGAAGCAUGCUUGUCAGCCUGUUUUCGAACAAAUUCAUCGUAAAAUAAAAUGAUGCGCACUUGAUCAUCACUAAUUAAUAAUUACAGUAACGUUUAAUCGCGAUGUUAUGACGUUUGGAAUGGAUUUUAUUAGCGCUCUCUUGACAUCGACUACCUGAUUAAUUCCUAGGGAACACUCGUCGGCUAAAUAGUUGGCGGGAAGACGUGCAUUUUUGAAUUUUUUUUCAAUGGCUGUGUUGUGUUGUGUUCAGUUUUUUUUUAAUUGAUGUUAAUCAUUGCGUUUUUUGUUGGAGUUGUAUUCAUUUGUUAUGUUAUAAAAUCACUAAUUAAGGAGCGUGAGGAAUUUAUUAAACGGAAUAUGGCGGACCAGGAUAAGGAGCAGGUUCGAUGCUCGUCGAGUGAAAGUGAUAAUUUUGAAAAGAUCGACUCGGAAGAGGCUAGAGGCGAUGGGGAAACGCACUUCCAAGUGGGCGAUGAGUCCCCAGAAGAUGAUGACGGUCCAGCCCACGAAGGGGGGGAUUUCUUUCCCAAUGCCCCACCACCUAACAUUCGGAGAAUGCUCACACCUGCUCAGCAAUUUGCGUUGGCUGAGAAGAGAAGCAAGUUGAGGCCAUCUAUGUCCCAAGGUACCGUGAUACACAGUCAACGCUUUCAAGAGAAAGAUUUCACGGUCGCCACUCCGGAGGAGUUCGUUCGCAAGUUUCAGGGCACAAAGGCUAUUAAUAAGGUGUUGAUCGCAAAUAACGGUAUAGGAGCUGUAAAAUGUAUGAGAUCUAUACGAAGAUGGUCCUACGAGAUGUUCAAGAACGAGCGGGCUGUGCGGUUUGUUGUUAUGGUGACACCAGAAGAUCUAAAAGCAAACGCGGAAUAUAUAAAAAUGGCUGACCACUAUGUACCCGUGCCGGGCGGUUCGAAUAAUAAUAAUUAUGCUAAUGUGGAGCUGAUUGUGGAUAUUGCUACGCGUACGCAAGUGCAGGCGGUCUGGGCAGGUUGGGGGCACGCGUCCGAGAACCCGAAACUGCCAGAACUAUUGCACAGGGCAGGCGUUGUGUUCAUAGGGCCCCCGGAGAAGGCCAUGUGGGCCCUGGGGGAUAAAAUAGCGUCGUCUAUUGUGGCCCAAACAGCUGAUAUACCGACUUUGCCAUGGAGUGGAAGCGAUCUAAAAGCAGAAUACAACAGCAAGAAAAUAAAGAUAUCAUCGGAACUAUUUUCAAGAGGUUGCGUAUCUUCUCCAGAGCAGGGAUUGCAAGCUGCUACAAAAAUUGGUUUUCCGGUCAUGAUUAAGGCAUCAGAAGGUGGCGGUGGUAAAGGUAUCCGUAAAGUGGAAAACCCAGACGAUUUCAACAACAUGUUCCGACAGGUACAAGCCGAAGUGCCCGGUUCACCUAUAUUCGUGAUGAAGCUCGCUAAAUCCGCAAGGCAUUUGGAAGUGCAACUUCUAGCUGAUCAAUAUGGCAACGCAAUAUCCCUAUUCGGCCGCGAUUGUUCAAUCCAACGUCGCCAUCAAAAGAUCAUAGAAGAAGCGCCCGCUGCUAUAGCGAAACCGGACGUUUUUAUUGAGAUGGAAAAGGCGGCCGUACGUCUAGCUAAAAUGGUCGGCUAUGUCAGUGCCGGCACGGUGGAGUAUCUCUACGACCCGGCCACUGGACAAUACUACUUCCUGGAAUUGAACCCGAGACUGCAGGUCGAACAUCCUUGCACGGAGAUGGUGGCUGAUGUUAAUCUGCCGGCUGCGCAGUUACAGAUUGCAAUGGGUCUGCCCCUAUACCACAUCAAAGACAUACGUUUGCUCUACGGGGAAUCCCCAUGGGGCAGUUCUCCAUUGGAUUUCGACGAACCGGCUCAAAGACCUUCCCCCUGGGGGCACGUUAUAGCCGCGAGAAUCACUUCGGAGAACCCGGAUGAAGGUUUCAAACCCUCCUCCGGCACGGUGCAAGAACUAAACUUCCGUUCGUCAAAGAACGUUUGGGGCUACUUCAGUGUGGCCGCGUCUGGUGGUCUACAUGAGUUCGCCGAUUCCCAGUUUGGGCACUGCUUCUCCUGGGGGGAGACCAGGGAACAGGCUAGAGAGAAUCUAGUGAUAGCUCUAAAAGAGCUCAGCAUUCGCGGUGAUUUCCGUACAACAGUGGAGUAUCUCAUCACAUUACUGGAGACACCGUCGUUCCAAGACAAUAAUAUAGAUACCUCGUGGUUGGACGCGCUGAUCGCUGAACGGGUACAAUCAGAGAAACCGGAUAUAAUGCUAGGCGUGUUGUGCGGUUCGAUUCUCAUCGCAGAUAGCAUUAUAACUACGCACUUCCAGGAGUUUAAGAGCGCUUUGGAAAAGGGACAGAUCCAAAGCUCGAGCCAACUUUCCAAUUCCGUCGAAGUUGAGUUAAUACACAGCGGACUCAAGUAUAAAGUGCAAGUGACCAGAUCUGGACCAACUAGUUACUUUAUAGCUAUGAACGGCAGCUUUAAAGAGCUGGACGUACAUAAAUUGGCUGAUGGAGGUACACUACUAUCCGUUGAAGGGGCAUCCUACACAACAUAUCUAAAGGACGAAGUGGACAAAUAUCGUAUAGUUAUCGGAAAUCAAACGGUCGUCUUCGAUAAGGAAAAGGACCCUUCUAAAUUAAGGGCUCCAUCGGCUGGGAAGUUAAUUAACUGCCUGGUGGAGGAUGGCGGCCACGUUGAUAAGGGACAGCCGUACGCUGAGAUUGAGGUGAUGAAAAUGGUGAUGACACUAGCCGCGCCUGAGGCGGGUGUUGUGACUUGGUGUAUGCGACCUGGUGCCGUUUUAGAUAUGGGAUCACUUAUGGGGACACUUGAACUAGACGACCCGUCGCUAGUCACAACGGCUCAACCGUACAAGGGCCAGUUUCCACUCGGUGAUAGUGCAUCGUCCGUGUCUGAUAAACUGAAUCAUGCGCACAAUAAAUAUAGAGCUAUAUUGGAGAAUACGCUGGCUGGUUACUGCCUCCCAGAUCCAUACAACACGCCUCGUCUUCGGGAAGUGGUUGAGAAAUUCAUGCAGAGUCUACGGGACCCUUCGUUGCCUUUAUUGGAAUUGCAGGAGGUAUUGUCAUCAACGUCAGGCAGAAUACCGCUCUCAGUCGAGAAGAAAGUGCGCAAAUUGAUGGCGCUUUACGAGAGAAAUAUUACCAGUGUGCUUGCGCAGUUCCCGAGCCAGCAAAUAGCUAGUGUUAUUGAUCACCAUGCAGCCUCUCUAUCGAAACGUGCUGACAGAGAUGUGUUCUUUAUGAGUACACAAGCUCUUGUUGUCUUAGUACAGCGAUAUAGAAAUGGUAUAAGAGGCAGAAUGAAGGCGGCCGUACACGAUUUGCUCAAACAAUACUUCCAAGUAGAGAGUAAUUUCCAACUAGGCUCGUACGACAAAUGCGUGAUGGCAUUACGCGACCGUUACAAGGAAGACAUGCAAUCUGUGGCCAAUAUUAUAUUCUCACAUAAUCAAGUGGCUAAGAAGAAUCUUUUGGUGACAAUGCUAAUAGACCACCUAUGGUCCAACGAGCCGGGUCUAACAGACGAACUGGCGGCCAUACUGAACGAGCUCACAUCGCUACAUCGAGCUGAGCACAGCCGCGUGGCGUUGCGGGCUAGGCAGGUGUUAAUAGCAGCUCACCAACCAGCCUACGAAUUACGUCACAAUCAAAUGGAGUCGAUAUUCCUGUCAGCAGUCGAUAUGUACGGGCACGACUUUCACCCGGAGAAUCUGCAGAAACUCAUCCUUUCUGAGACAUCCAUUUUCGAUAUAUUGCACGACUUCUUCUAUCACACUAAUGCGGCGGUAUGCAACGCAUCGCUGGAAGUGUACGUACGUCGUGCGUACACGUCGUACGACAUCACGUGCUUGCAGCAUUUGGCUUUGUCUGGUGAAUUGGGAGUCGUACAUUUCCAGUUUGUACUGCCCACUGGACAUCCUAAUAGGAUACCAAUCAGCCAAUCAGAGAUCGAGCUCGCAUCCGCGGCAGACGCGGAAGGAGUUCCCGCGGAACUAUCCACCGCCGCACAACGCAAGUGCCACCAUCGCACCGGUGCUUUAGCCGCGUUCGAUUCGUUCGAACACUUUGUUGAGUAUGCGGAUGAGCUGCUAGACCUGGUGCACGACUUCGCCAGCACGGCUAGUGUGAGGCGCGAGGACUUACAAGCGCUCCAAGAUGGCAGUGAAAGUCGAGACAGUACUAGUAUCAAUGUCGGCACUGAUUAUAAUAAAAUCGUCGAAGAUGAUGUGCCCCUCGAACCGAUACACAUAUUAAUGAUCGGUAUUCGAGACACGGGUGAAACGGACGACGGUGCGGUUUCCCGCCGUUUUGGCCAUUUCUGUAGAGUUCAUGCGCGUGAAUUGCAUCAGAAGAGGAUACGCAGGAUCACCUUCAUGUUGCUUAUCAAACGUCAAUUCCCGAAAUUCUUCACGUACCGCGCGCGGAACGAGUUCAAAGAGGACACGAUAUACCGUCACCUGGAACCGGCCUCCGCGUUCCAGCUGGAGCUGUACCGCAUGAGGAGCUACGAGCUGGAGGCGCUGCCCACCAGCAACCAGAAGAUGCAUUUGUACUUGGGCAAGGCCAAGGUAAAGAAAGGCCAGGAAGUGACCGACUAUCGAUUCUUCAUACGUUCCAUCAUCAGGCACCAAGAUCUGAUCACGAAGGAAGCAAGUUUUGAAUAUCUGCAGAAUGAGGGAGAGAGAGUGCUCUUGGAGGCAAUGGACGAGCUUGAAGUGGCUUUCUCACACCAUUUGGCGAAACGAACGGACUGUAACCACAUUUUCUUAAAUUUCGGACCAACUAUACUUAUUGAUCCGGCUAAGAUUGAAGAAUCCGUCCUCGGCAUGGUGAUGAGGUACGGUCCAAGGUUGUGGAAACUUAGAGUUUUACAAGCCGAAAUUAGAUUCACUUUGAGAGUUGGUCCUGGACUACCAACGAAGAAUAUUCGACUCUGCCUGGCCAACGGUUCCGGGUAUACACUGGACAUAUCUACAUAUGAGGAGGUUUCCGAUCCUAAGACUGGUGUGAUAAUAUUCCAAUCAUACGGUCCGAAACAGGGACCAAUGCACGGAUUGCCGAUAUCAACUCCAUAUGUAACUAAGGAUUACUUGCAGCAAAAGAGGUUUUUGGCAACAUCGCAAGGCACAACAUACGUGUACGACAUUCCAGACAUGUUCCGACAGGCGGUUGAAAAGCAAUGGAAGGAAUAUAUCGAAGAGGGCAUGGUUGAUGGACCACAACCAGACAACGUUAUGAGUCUAGUCGAGCUAGUUUUGGAUAAUGAUGGCGAGAGACGACUGGUGGAGGUCACUAGGUUACCGGGACAGAAUACUGUGGGCAUGGUAGCAUGGCGGUUAACCCUUUUCACGCCGGAAUACCCGGAUGGUCGAGAUAUUAUCCUCAUAGCCAACGACCUUACACAUUACAUGGGGUCGUUUGGACCCCUGGAAGACUGGGUUUACUUUAGGGCGUCUGAAUAUGCUAGGGAGUUGAAGAUACCUAGGAUAUACGUGAGCGUUAACUCCGGGGCCCGUAUCGGAGUCGCCGAAGAAGUAAAGGCCGAGUUCAAAGUAGCGUGGGUCGACGCUGAGAGGCCCGAGCGGGGCUUCCGGUACUUGUACCUGAGCCCCGAAGCGUUUUCCCGCUUGGGGCCCCAGGGCUCCGUGAAAACGCAGCUUAUGGAUGACGAAGGGGAGGCGCGGUAUAUGAUCACGGAUAUUAUUGGUAAAGAAGACGGUCUGGGCGUGGAAUGUCUCCGAGACGCGGGUCUCAUAGCGGGCGAAACUGCGCAGGCGUACGAGGAUAUAGUCACUAUGUCCGUGGUCACUUGUAGGGCUAUCGGCAUCGGGUCCUAUGUUGUUAGGCUUGGUCACCGCGUGAUCCAAGUGGAGUCCUCCUACAUUAUUCUCACGGGAUAUAUGGCACUAAACAAAGUGCUCGGUAAACCGGUGUACGCUAGUAAUAACCAACUGGGUGGUGUUCAAAUAAUGCACAACAAUGGUGUCUCUCAUGCUGUGGCUCCUACCGACUUGGAGGCUAUAAGGAGGACUGUUAAAUGGCUCUCUUAUAUACCUAAGGACAAACUCAGCAUGGUACCAAUAAUACGUCCAGCAGACCCAAUAGACCGUCCAGUAGAAUGGUAUCCUCCACGUACGGCGUACGACCCCCGUCUGUUGCUGACCGGCGAGCCGGGAAAGCCGGGAUUCUUCGAUGUGGGCUCGUUCGAUGAGCUGAUGAAGCCCUGGGCACAGACUGUGGUCACUGGUCGUGCCCGUCUCGGCGGUAUACCGGUGGGAGUGAUAGCAGUAGAGACACGCACAGUGGAAUUCACUUUACCCGCAGAUCCGGCUAAUUUGGACUCGGAAUCGAAAACUUUGCAACAGGCUGGACAGGUUUGGUUCCCGGACUCAGCGUACAAAACGUCGCAAGCAAUAAACGACUUCUCCCGGGAAAAUCUGCCCAUCUUCAUAUUCGCCAAUUGGCGAGGUUUCAGCGGUGGUCAGAAAGAUAUGUACGAGCAAAUACUCAAGUUCGGCGCGGAAAUAGUUCGCGCUCUACGCAAUGCGACCGCCCCGGUCAUAGUGUACAUACCCCCGGGGGCAGAACUGCGCGGUGGGGCAUGGGCCGUGGUCGAUCCCAGCGUGAACAGCGCUAAAAUGGAGAUGUACGCUGAUACUGAGGCCAAGGGUGGUGUGCUAGAACCGGAGGGUAUAGUCGAGGUGAAAUUCAAACAGAGGGACAUAUUGAAAACUAUGCACCGUUUGGAUCCAGAAUUAUUAAGAUUGGACGCAAGGAUAGCUGAAAUUAAGGAGCAAAUAAAAGAGUUAUCAAAGAAUUUAGAUAGAAGAGGGUCUAUAGAUGAUGUUCUUAUAAGGACAGACGCGGGUGGACAGGCUGAAACUAAAAUAAGGGAAUUGGAUAGUGAUUUACAAGCGGCCGAGAAGAAGGUUAAGGCUAGGGAAAAGGAAUUGGCUCCUGUUUACCACCAGAUCGCGGUGCAGUUCGCGUCGCUGCACGACACAGCCGAGCGCAUGCUCGAGAAGGGCUGCAUCGCGGACGUGGUGCCGUGGCGCGGGGCCCGCUGCGCGCUGCACUGGCGCCUGCGCAGGCGGCUGCUGCAGGCCGCGCAGGAGCGCCGGUUGGAGGCCGCUGGCCAGGGCGCCGCGGCCGCCACGCUGAGGCGCUGGUUCGGGGAGGACCGCGGGGAAGCGCACGCGCACCGCUGGGAGCACGACAACGAGGCAGUGUGCGGAUGGCUCGAGCGGCAGGUUGCGGAUGGGGACUCGGUGUUGGAGCGCAACCUGCGCUGUGUGCGGCGAGAUGCCGCGUUACGAGCUGUGGCCGCGUUACUGCGCGAGCUGGCCCCGCCCGCACGCACAGAGCUGCUGCGGGAGCUGGCCCAGCUUGAUCCGCUAAACCUGCCCGAGUAGACCGCACAAUAUAUACUAUUUAUGUUA